CUUAGAAAUUGUUCAUGAUACCACAAUGAAGGCCAGAAUACAUGGUGUGCAGGCACAGAUGAAGACAUUUCAGUUUUUCUACGGAGCUGUUGUUGGGGAGAAAUUGUUGAGACACACUGACAACCUCAGCAAGACACUGCAACAUAAUCAAAUAUCUGCAGCAGGAGGUCAACAACUGGCACAGAUGACUGUAAGGACGUUGAAAACGCUGUGCAGUGAACAAGCCUAUGAUUUGUUCUGGUUUGAAGUAAACAAGAAGGCUGAAAAUCUCAAUAUUCCAGAACCUGAAUUACCUCACCAGAGAAAACGCCCUCCGAGGUUGGAGGAAGGUGCCACAGAACCAUUUUUCACGGUGAUGUCAAGUCUUAAUACUUGCAAAUAUACAACGAGGCCGUUGAUGUAAUAAUUAAUUGCAUUGAAACAAGAUUUGACCGAGAUUAUGUAAGGUAUUCGUCUUUAGAAUCACUUCUUCUUACAGCAAUUUCACUACAACAAGAUUACCAGCAUGACUGGGAAACCUGACAUCCCAAGAAAGCAAUACUGGAAGGACAACUUGAAUUAAUGUGUGACUUUUACAAAGACGAUUUUGACAUAAGCCAAUUGAAAGUACAGCUUGAAACGUUUGCUACCAACUUCUGCAAAGACGUGGACACCAGGAAAGUUACUGUUUAUGACGUCAGACAAUAUUUUGUGUCCUUAAGCCCUGAGAAGAAAUUGCUCAUCUCACAAGUCUGUCGACUCUUGCAGCUAAUUUCAGUCAUGCCUGCAACGAAUGCCACGUCUGAAAGAUCUUUCAGUGCACUGCAUUCUGUAAAGAAAUAUUGAGGACGACCAUGCUACAGGAGAGGCUGAAUUACGUAAUGCUUUUACAUGUGCAUAAAGAGUCAGUUGAUUUGCUCAACCUGAAGCAAAUUCAUAACGAAUUUGUAGAGGGAUCUGAACACAGACUUAGGAUGUUUGGCAAGUACAGUGAUGAUCUAAGGUAGCAUAUCUGUGUGCGCUAUCUACGUAAACGUAUACCUGUUUAGUAUUUAUAUUGUAUAAUUACAGAACUAUUGUAAGCGGAAAGAUGCUUUAAAAUGGAAAUCAAAGAUUAAUAAAUAACA
Corticium candelabrum is the source of this 1106-nucleotide messenger RNA. RefSeq lists its product as uncharacterized. The transcript has a single exon. The record is from RefSeq and is a predicted model, not a curated record. Lineage: Eukaryota; Metazoa; Porifera; Homoscleromorpha; Homosclerophorida; Plakinidae. The coding region runs from base 26 to 403 and encodes 125 amino acids.